Molecule: messenger RNA, 4335 nt
Organism: Pseudo-nitzschia multistriata
Lineage: Eukaryota; Bacillariophyta; Bacillariophyceae; Bacillariales; Bacillariaceae
Source: the annotation of a GenBank genome assembly
GAGCUCUAUCGUCUGAAAUACUCAGCGCGUUUCUACUUCGACCAACUCCGAUGCCKCAUCACUAUUCAGUUGGAUAACCAUCUGAGCCAGAGCUUGCGGGUACAUGAACGACGAAGCAAAGAAGUCACCAAUGAAGUUACCACGAAUCGUGAGUCGAGCUCGAAAGUUCAUGCGUAACACGGUGAGGAUACAUGCGUUGGUAAAAAAGAGCGACCAACCCAAAGCAAUGAAUCCAUGGUUAAUUGCUCCAAGGCUAAAGAGGACAAUCCAUCCAACGUAACAGAGRGCAUAUACCACAGUCAGCAGAGCAUUUCUUGWCUUGUUCUUUUGUUUCGGGUCCAUGACAGCACUAGUGUAAACUUGGUAAAACGACAGAAAGGGUAAAAAUAGRGCCUUAAGGAAUUCAACUGAUUGCUCCGAGGUGGGAAGAUGCAUGCCCUUUUCCUUUCUGCUCUCGUGAACGAAGCCAAGAGAAAUGAUAAAUUCGAAAACGUUGAAUAUUCCACCGAAUAAAGGUGUGGUCCAAGAUUGACCCACUUUUGGGAGCAAAACGWUCGGKUCGAUUUUGUUAGGGUUCUUCCCUUCCUCAAUUGCUUUGCACAUUACAUAGACUGACAAGCACAUGAUUAACAUCAAUAGAUUGAAGGGYAGCCCAAAAACAAUGCUGGCCGCUUGCAAUGCUUUGAGGGCUUUGUCUUUUCCGGCGAUGAGUAGAGCACAUGCAACCGCUAACGUAUCAUUGAAUGCAUAUUUUUAGAAAGAGAGAGGCUACAUUAGCUGGCCAAUUUCGGAAACGACUGCGACUUCGUGCUUGCCCGUCAACUUACCUCCCUCAGUCACAGCCCAAAACACCCGUUGAAUCCAGUGGUGAUCCGAUUCCCCAUUAGAUGCGAGAGUGUCAACAACCAAACUUCCCGAAUCAGAGGAAGUAAUGAAAUAUAUCGCAAGUGUAAAAAUACUCAAGCCUGACAAGAAUGGUCCGAAACCUCCAAAGCCGUUAGUAUCAGGGUACGAAAAGGAAUACAUGACCUUAGAAUUUUUGAMAAAUAACAAUKAAGAUUCGGGUAGAGGGGAGCRUUAAUUCAUGUGAGCUUUGUUAGUAAAAAUCAAUGCUAAACGCGAGCAUAGAUGGACGGAAAAUGCUUACAUUGAACCAUGCGCCGUCUGMAUUGCCCGAAUUGAACGUGCAGACMGGUGUGAUACCGASGAGUUGAUUAGUGAAGACAGUAGUACCAUUAACUACGACGUCCUSCUGUGGAACAUCAUAACAAAAUUCAGAUUCUUCAGAUACGAAGUAACUUGAAUCAUUAAAUGAAUCAGUUCCAAUCUGCUGUAAUUCCAAGGCUUGUCGUUGCUGCCGAAGUCCAAUACCCCCCAUGAAGGAAAACCAAAUGAGAGAGUACAAGACUGGGCAAAUGAAGACCGAGAAGAURACUUCUCUAAGUGUUCUAUUCUUCGAAAUGCGACCAACGAACAUUCCCACGAAGCAAGCCCAAGCAACCCACCAAGCCAUAUAGAACACAGUCCAUGCUCCGAUGAACCACGACGCCGAGCCGUUUCCGUCGACCGCUCGGCCUUCACCUUCCGUGAGUGCCCCAAAUGCAUCCGUAAAGAAGGGUACCUGAAAGAUACACCACUGCAAGUAGGAUCCUGUAGUUUGAACUAAUAGGUUCAGUAAAAAUUUGGUGUUUUCCAUAACAAAGCAUAAAAAGAGGAUCAGACAUCCCAAAUAGAAUGCGAUGUUGGCCAAAAUUUUGAUACCGAAUGACAACCCAGAAACGACGGAAAUGGUGGCAACUGCGGUUAUAACCCAAAUAAGAAUGACGUAGACAUCCUCUAGAUCUUCUCUCUCAGGAUCAACCCAUCCAAGACGUUGUAGACCCGCUGAAGAUAGUAUCAAGAUAUGGGGAAGUAAAGCAAUGCCUUCUGUGUCAGAAAAUUCACCAUUCGUAACAGAUGAAAGUUAGCAUUCAUUAUAGGAACACUUACCAACCAUUUGCAUCGCGCCUAGACCUAGAGAUGUGCAUACUCCUGCGACGGUCAUUACGAUGGAGUAGCUGUCUAUGAGAUCACCUAUCCAACCCCAGCAGUAAUCUCCCAAAAUCGGGUAAAAUGUUGAUCGGAUCGUCAUCGGUAGUCCGAAGCGAUAGCUUGCUAAUCCAGUAGCAAGAGCCACAAGAAUGUCUAUAUUUUGAAUUCAGACAGCAAUCAAAUCGUGAGGGCACGACAACAUUGUGUUUACAUAACUCGCAGAAUUUCUUCUGCAUUCAUACUAUGAUCAAGAACUUACAAACACUCCAUCCAGCGAAUCCCCAAUGGCUGUGAAGCGACCGAUGCAAAACAAUUAUGGGCAAAAAAAAAUUGAGUACAGAAUGAGAUUAUAAAGUCAUGGUUUCCAGCAUUGGUUGGUUCCAAAUAUUUCCACAUCCCUGUUCAGUUAUGCACGAAGAUACUUACUACAACGUGAUAACAAGAGACCACUCGUCGAUUUCGUUCUGUGAGCGGUAUCCAGCAUUCGAGAAAUAAUUAUCUGGGCGUACGUGCCAGAGAGGCUCGCUAACUCCAUAGAAGAACAACCCCACACCGACACCGGCACUGAAAAUCAUGGCGAAGUAGCUGGCAUUCGAAAACUCGGGUUCCGCAUCCUUUUCACCGAGUUUGAUGUUACCGAAACGGUAUGCAACCCAAAAGAUGAAAAAGGUCAGGAUCGGAUUAGCAACUGUAUAUUAUGAGGGACGGCAUGAUCACGAUGAAGAGUGAGUGCAAGGCAAAAUAUGAUUGAGAUUUAUUUGUGACGAGAAUGCGCCCAUGAGUAGGAAGUGCGACUGGCGUUGGAGCAAGUUCAAAGACUAGUAACUGUGUAAUGCUUACCGAUAUAGAACCAUGUGAACAAGUCAAUGGUGUUAUUAAACCAAAAGUUCAGAGUUUCGCUUGCUUUUUCGGGCUGAGCGAUGCAAUAGGCAGUCAAUCCCCACAAUACGGCAAGCGCAAUGACGGAUACGACCGGAUUGAAUGUCAUUGAGUUCUUCAGAAAAGGCAGCUUCACUUCAAAUGAACGCAUUGGGAAUUGGAAUGGGCUUUUGCCAUCCGAGCUCGCGGUAGGCUUCUUCUCAUCGUCUAUGGGAUCCNCGUUGUUGCGGAUCUCCGCAUUUGCGGUCUGCGAUACUCAAUCAAGUGCGGAUCUCCGUAUUCAAGUUAUUUGCGGUCUGCGAUACUCAAUCAAGCGCGGAUUCCCAUUGUUCUUUGCGGUCUGCGAUACUCAACAACCAACCAUAUUAUCUCCAAGUCAAUCCGUAUCAAGUUAUCACAAACCAAUCUCUCUGAAGGGUGUAGUGCCAAGCCAAUAUGUCUACUGACCAGCCAGCGAUGGCAGGAGGAGAGCAUCUUCAUCACGGAAGUGAGGUAUGUCACCAUAAGGGGAGGAACGGAAGUGAUGAGGUGCUUGAUCCAAYGGAAGACUUCAUUCAAUGUGAGGAGAUUGGUGAUGAUAGUUUAGUUCGAGUGUUUGCUUCAAAAUAGCAAAGGGAAACAGGGCUCCUGCGCUUGCUCCUGUGCUCAGUCUUUUCAUUCACCAAACGAAAGAGAUCGAAACUAGUACGGGGGGGGGGGGGGUUCGGGGCUCUCGCGCUUGCUCUUGUCCUGGGGACCACAUGGCAGGCACACCCCGGAUCCGUUCGUUCGGUUGUUCGUUCGCACCGGCCGACCAAAACACCCCACGAAUUCAUUCGUAAACAGUGGCGCGGUUCGUUUCCCGGUGCGACGUGUUGCGACGCGCAACCCACGGAUCUUGCCUUUGUUCUCGCCUGCCCUGGUUCAGUCGCCUGUGUGGUUACCGUGUCGGUGUAUGGUACGGGCUGUCCUCCGCUGCGGUUCGGUUCGGUUCGGUUCGAUUCCCUUCGUUUCUGCUCCGUUUUGCUUUCACGUUCUUGGUUCUUUCGGUCCCACCGCGAAACGGUGGAUUCCAUUCGAGGUUUUGCAUUUUGCUCUGCACUCGCUUUUACUCGCGAUUCCACUCAAUCUGAACGAAAACUGCAGUCCUUUAUCAACUAUCGAUACCCUCGACCGAUCCAUUGUUGCUGGAAGACCAAUCCAUUCGGCCGUGCGGAUACAUCCUCCUGCGGUGAGUGUGUACGUCGCACUCCUUUCCCCUCGGCGUGGAUCUCGGCACGGCACGGCACGGAAUUUCGCAUUUUCACUCCGGUACCAACUCCGUUUGUGGUGCUCUUAAGGGCGUGCGACGAGGCACACAAAAAGGACACGGGUUCCAUGGCUGCGAGCAAAGCGGGCAUCCGGUCGUGAUCGCGAGGCAACGACCAGGCCCCACACAGUUUCCAG